AUGUCGAUAGCCCAGCUCUCCCGGCUUUUGCCUCUGCCGGAGGAUGAGCUGAAGCAGAUGCUCGACUACGCGUCCACCUUAUCCAAGGCCGAGGCCGCGGCGCAUUUCAACGACCUGCUGGGCGACUCACCGCAAGCUGUCGAGUUCAUUUCCUCGUUCAAUUCUAGGCGAAAAGACACGAAGAAAGAAUCACCACCCGCGGCCGCAUCGAACAGCUCUGGCCCUGCCGAACCAGCGCCAAGGACGUCUGGACCGAAGAAGAAGAAGAAGCAGCCGAACAUCCACACGCCAGUCGCAAGAAAGGUUGAGGCUUUCCCACCGCUCGCCGGCACUAGCUACACGAAGAAGGAUUCAGAGGAAGAUUACUACGGCGGCAAGAAGCCCAACCAAGCUGGGGAAGGGAGCGGCAGCGCAUCAGCAAGCUUCAAGCAACAACCGCAGAAGAGCGCAACUCCGCCUCCACAACAGCAAAGGACUGCCGGAGGAUACCUGAUAUCUGACGUCAAAGCGAAGCCAAAGUCAAACCCCGUAUCGCGAUCUUCGACACCGAAGCCGUCGACGAAACAAACCACAACAAAGAUCUCGAUUGCUGGCGGGACCCCCAUGGCCGGCGCGUCGACAGCCCUCAACGACCUGGACGCAGCAAUUCGCUCUCUGGAAAUCACAACAAAUCCUUCCCUGGGUGAUGACCCGAAAGCCAGGAGGUGCAACUGUGUCGCUACCAGACAUCCGCUCCAGACUGCCGCCCCCAACUGCCUGUCCUGCGGCAAGGUGAUUUGCGUCAAGGAAGGGCUAGGGCCAUGCACCUACUGCGGGGCGCCUCUCUUGUCGUCAGAGGAUGUGCAAGGGAUGAUCAAGGAGCUCAAGGCCGAGAGAGGUCGGGAGCGUAUGGCGGCGGACCGCGAGGCUCACAAGCGUCCUGAAGUCAGCAAGAAGCCGGCGCCGUUCAGCCAGAACAAAAUGUCCGAGGCGGAAGCCAAGGCGCGGGAGCACCGCGAUAAGCUGUUGAACUUCCAGGCCCAGAAUGCGCGGAGAACGACGGUCAGAGACGAGGCAGCAGACUUUGACGUAUCGGGGGCUAUGGCCGGCGCAGGAGGCAACAUCUGGUCGACGCCGGAGGAGAGAGCUCGGGAGCUCAAGAGACAACAGAAGGUUUUGCGCGAGAUUGAAUGGAACGCCAGGCCGGAGUACGAGAAGCGCCGGCAAGUCGUCAGUAUUGACGUGGUCAGGGGCAAGGUGGUGAGGAAGAUGGCGGCGGUGGAACGGCCAACGACGCCGGACGAAGAGGACGUUAUUGUCCACGAGGAUGUGGACGAGAAUGCAGGGGUCGGGCAGCGGCAAGGCGGAGGAGGUGGUGCAUUCAGCCACAACCCUUUGCUCGGGGCGCUGAUCAGACCUGUGUGGGAUGCCAAGGGCAAGGGCAGCCAGCUCGAGGGACGGAAGGAUAGAAAGACACAGUGGAGGAGGGUACAGGACGAUUUCAACGACAACGAAGCGGUGAUUCUAGACGGAGGUGCCCACGGACAUGCUGUCACGGCUGAUGAGCCCGCCUGUGGCUGA
Molecule: messenger RNA, 1560 nt
Organism: Colletotrichum chrysophilum
Lineage: Eukaryota; Fungi; Ascomycota; Sordariomycetes; Glomerellales; Glomerellaceae
Exons: 1
Coding region: 1-1560 (519 amino acids)
Biological process (GO): regulation of DNA-templated transcription
Cellular component (GO): nucleus
Molecular function (GO): zinc ion binding
Source: RefSeq, a predicted model, not a curated record